This is a messenger RNA of Daucus carota subsp. sativus, 3101 nucleotides long. Its product is annotated as disease resistance protein RPS2. Bases 275 to 2974 code for a protein of 899 amino acids. The transcript has a single exon. Gene Ontology annotation, molecular function: protein binding; ADP binding; ATP hydrolysis activity. The record is from RefSeq and is a predicted model, not a curated record. NCBI's taxonomy places the organism in Eukaryota, Viridiplantae, Streptophyta, Magnoliopsida, Apiales, Apiaceae.
UAAACGGAUGAAAGAUCGAACAUGGCAUCCGGAAGAAACAUGAAUACACCCAAUGCUUCACAAAAGGCCAAGCUUAAGAGACCAGAAGCUAGUUACAGUACUGUCUAUGAAACAUGAGUUACUGUCCAUUGACUUUGUAUAGUAUCUCUGUCAAUAUUUACUGAAAUGAGAAAGAAAAAACUAGUCAAACUUUGAAGUUUUCAGCAGAGGCGGCUAGUACAACCUCAAGAUUCUUCCCUGUCUGUGAUGAAGAACCAUAUUUUCAUCAGAGGAAAUGGAUAUUAUUACUCCCAUUAUAGCCCUUAUUAGUGAAUUCAUUGGUUUGGUUUCGAAAAAUAUAAACACUGCUGGUGACUUGGAUAAUAGGGGGACUUCUCUCAAGACUGCACUUGAGGAACUAACAGAAGCAAGAGAAGACUUGGAGAGUCAAGUUAAUCAAGCAGAAUCUUUAGGAUUAACUUGCACAAAUCAAGUCAAAGGGUGGCUGAAAAGAGCAGAAAAACUUGAAUUUGAGGUGAGAUUAAUGGUUCAAAGAGUUGAUCAGCAGGAACAAGACACUGUUUUGUGCUGCUGUGCAAACUGUUGUUCAAGAUACAAGUUGAGCAAAAAGGUUCUGAAAAAGAUUAAUAUUACAAAGGAGUUUAUGGAAAAGAGUAAAGCAUUAGAUAUGAAUUGGGUUGAUGGAAAUGUGAUUGUACCUGUGAUGGAGAUCCCCAGUGGGCCUGUUAUUGGCAUGGAUGUCAUGUUGGAGAAGGUUUAUGAAUUGCUUGACAAGGAAGAGGUUGGAAUCAUUGGAGUUUAUGGGAUGGGUGGAGUCGGAAAGACAACUCUUUUGAAAUGUAUAAACAAUGAGUUUUUGACACUAAACCAUGGUUUUAAUGUAGUGAUUUGGGUUACUGUAUCUAGAGAAUUUGUUGCAGAAAAGAUUCAGCAAGCUAUUAUGUCGAGGCUGGGCCUGUCGUGGGAUGAGGCCGAGGAUCAAGAACAGCUAGCUUCGAAGAUAUAUAAGGUUUUGAAGAUGAAGAAAUUUCUGUUGUUGCUGGAUGAUAUUUGGAGAGGAGUUGACCUUGAGAAGAUAGGGGUUCCUAUUCCCAAGAAGGAGAACAAUUGUAAAGUGAUAUUGACUUCUCGUUCUAUGGAUGUGUGCAGUGACAUGGAUGCUCACUGCAAGCUUAAAGUAGAUUUUUUGAGGGAGAAGGAAUCGUGGCAUCUUUUUGCAGAAAAGGUUCGUCGAGAUGAUAUCCUUAAUUCUCAAUCCAUACAGCCACAUGCCCAGGCCAUUGUCAAGAAAUGUAGAGGCCUUCCGCUUGCUCUAAUCACAAUUGGAAAAGCUAUGGCCAAUAAAGAGACGGAGGAAGAGUGGAUUGCUGCAAAAGAAAUGCUUAACAAAUCCCCAUCAGAACUUAGAGGUAUGAAAGAUGUGUUCACACUUCUGAAAUUUAGCUAUGAAGAGUUAGCUAAUGACACGUUUAAGUCAUUGUUGUUGUACUGUUCUUUGUUUCCUGAGGAUUGUUCUAUUGAGAAAGAAUUGCUUGUAGAAUAUAUGGUAGGGGAAGGAUUAUUAUUGAGCUCCCAUGAGAUGGGACACGCCCUCAUUGGAUCUCUCAAAGUCGCUUGUUUCUUGGAAAAGGGUGACCAGGAAACCCAAGUAAAAAUGCAUGAUCUUGUCCGAAGCUUUGUUUUGUGGAUAGCGUUGGAUAAUGGAGAUGACGAUAUGAAGUUCUUAGUUCAGCCUAGUGCAGGACUUACUGAAGCACCUUCUGUUGAAAAGUGGGAAAGAGCACAUAGAAUUUCAUUGAUGGACAAUGAAAUUACCGAACUAUCCGAAGUACCUGUUUGCCAACACUUAUCAACCUUGCUGCUCCAAUGGAACAGGAGUCUGAGUAAAAUUUCAGGGGGAUUUUUUCAAUACAUGCCUGUUCUUAAGGUUCUUGAUUUAUCAUAUACCAGCAUCAGAGAGAUUCCCAAAAGCAUCUCUUAUUUGUGUGAGUUGCGUUAUCUUGAUCUAUCCGGGACUAAAUUGAGCACAUUGCCAAAAGAGAUGGGAAGUUUGAAAAAUCUGAGGUAUCUGGAUUUGAAGCGCACUCAUUAUCUCAGAACAAUUCCCCGCGAGGCUAUAUCUGGACUUUCUCAAUUAAGAGUCUUAAAUCUCUACUACAGUUAUGUAGGCUGGGAAAUUCAAGAUCUUACUAUCGAGAAUGAAAUAAGAUUUGUGGAUUUGGAAAAGCUGAGGCAUCUUGCCGCUCUAGGGAUCACUGUAACUGAAGUAGAGGCCCUGGAGGAACUCUUUGUUUUUAAAAAUUGCAUCCAAUUUUUGUACAUAACAUCAUGUGAACGCUUGUAUAAGUUACAUCUCUCAUUAAACCCCGGUGAUGGCAAGAGGUUGAGAAGGCUUAGCAUCAACGAUUGCUCUGAUUUACAGUACCUGGCCAUUGGCAGCAAGGCUGAAAACAACUGGUUGCCUAGAUUAGAGGCUUUUGCACUAAACAAUCUUCCCAGCUUGAUCAAAGUGUGGGAAAAAGCAGUGACACCCGGAGCACUUCAAAAUCUUCGUUCCAUUACCAUCUGGUAUUGCAACAAGUUGAAGAACGUUUCAUGGGUCAUAAAUCUCCCAAAGCUCGAAAUGUUGUACUUGUUUUACUGCAAAGGAAUGGAAGAAGUUAUAAAUGUAGAUGAUGUGGAGGCCGGGGGAGUUGCCAACACAUUUCUGUCACUUCGAACGCUAUCUAUGAGAGAUCUACCAUGCUUAACUAGUAUCUCAAGAUGGAAGAUGGAUUUCCCUUCAUUACAAAAAAUCGCUGUGAUUGAAUGUCCGAGGCUAAAGAAGUUGCCACUAAAGUCUCCUGAGGUUUCAGCACCACAGACAUUUACAUUGUAUGGUGAGAAGGCUUGGUGGGAUGAAUUGGAGUGGGAUGAAGUCGGUGCUCAGUCUGCUUUCCUACCACAUUUUAUACCAACUGGUCAGACAAAUUGAUAGGCAAAAAUUAAAGUAUAGAUGAAUACUCUGUUCUACUUAUUUUUGCUACAUAAUUUCGGCAAAUACCCUAUUUGUUAAUAUAAGAGUCAUUAUUGCAGUGAAAUUUUAUUAGAGAUUUCUUACA